This is a messenger RNA of Raphanus sativus (radish), 1118 nucleotides long. RefSeq names its product dehydration-responsive element-binding protein 3. Lineage: Eukaryota; Viridiplantae; Streptophyta; Magnoliopsida; Brassicales; Brassicaceae. The transcript has a single exon. Bases 192 to 893 code for a protein of 233 amino acids. Gene Ontology annotation, biological process: regulation of DNA-templated transcription. The record is from RefSeq and is a predicted model, not a curated record. Gene Ontology annotation, molecular function: DNA-binding transcription factor activity; DNA binding.
UACACAUUUCUUCUUCUCAUAUCAAAGUUGUUUCUCUCUAGUUUUUAUUCAUCACUUCACUAUCUACCCUCUGUAGUUCUCAAACCUUUAUUUUCAUCCAGACACUACAAAAUAUAGCCUGUUUUAAAGAAUCCUUGCAAUUCCCUAGCAAAUCGUCAUUUUCUAAUAUUUGCAUUAGUCUCUAGAUCCGAAUGGUUGAAUCAGUUUCAACGAGUACGUCCAUCGAGGAAUACGACGACUCCCUCCACAAGGAGAGAGUGUCUCAGCUUCACAACCCCUACUCAUCGUCCGACUUAGUGAGCCAAGAUAGGAGAGUAGAGCAAACCGAUAAUUCUAAGAAGACCAAAAGGGUUAAAGAUUCCGGUAAACAUCCGGUUUAUCGCGGCGUGAGGAUGAGGAACUGGGGGAAAUGGGUUUCGGAGAUUCGUGAGCCGAGGAAGAAAUCACGUAUCUGGCUAGGAACUUUUCCGACCCCGGAGAUGGCGGCGCGUGCACACGACGUGGCAGCUUUGAGCAUAAAAGGAAGCUCAGCUAUACUGAACUUCCCUGAACUUGUUGAAUCAUUCCCUAGACCCGUCUCCCUAAGCCCUCGAGACAUUCAGACAGCCGCUCUGAAAGCAGCACAGAUGGAACCAACCACGUCGUCGUUUGCGUCUUCAUCUUCUGAUUCUUCGCUUGAGUCCCUUGUGUUGGUGAUGGACCUCACGAGGACUGAGGCAGAGGAGCUAGGAGAGAUCGUGGAGCUGCCAAGUCUCGGUCCAAGUUACGACGUUAACAUUGGAAACGAGUUUGUGUUCUCUGACCCAGUGGACUACUGUUUUUAUCCUCCACCGUGGGGAGAGUUGUCGGAAGAUAGUUACGGUUACAACCAAGUCUUGUCAUGGGAUCUCUAACGAAGUUUUUAAUCAGUUUUUUUUUCCUUUUGUAUCGUCAUUGUCUUGUUUAAUUAAUAACUUCUUUUGAAGCAUUCUUUGUUUUUGAUUUCGUGGUGUAAGGAUUUUUUGGGUGCGUGUGUGAGCUCCAUAAUGAAAUACGUGUACAAAACUAUAUUUGAGUUUGUUUUUUAAAUAUUAAUAUCGGUUUGGUUUUUGAAAAAGAAGUGGAAAAACGUGAUUCUU